This is a messenger RNA of Vicugna pacos (alpaca), 4201 nucleotides long. NCBI's taxonomy places the organism in Eukaryota, Metazoa, Chordata, Mammalia, Artiodactyla, Camelidae. The record is from RefSeq and is a predicted model, not a curated record.
UUCAGCAGAAGGGGAAUAUGUUAGAAAGCCCUUGAGCCUUGAGGUGCCUCACAGACUUGAAGGAAGAUUCCAGGGCAUCUUCAAGAAUCUGGAAUCAGUACCACCAGGACACAGACACGUGUGCUCACUGUUUUUCUCUUUUUCGGUUUUCAUCUUCCAUCUCUGCUCACUUCUCUUUGGCUUUGGUGACACAAGAUUUUCUCCACAAGCUGGGGAACGUGGCUGCCAGCAGUUCCAGGGUCACAGCCUUAUAGUGUCUUUAAGAGAAAAGAGAGUCUUUCCUGCUGAUUCCAGGUAGAAAGAUCCCAGGGAAGGAUUCUGACUGAUUGAAUGGAGUCCUGUGAUUGGGUGGGCCUAGAUGCUUGUUCACCCCUGGGCUCAGAAGGCAGGGGGUAUUUUAAGAAGGGGCUGGUAAGCAGGGUAGACAAAAACCUCUUUUGUUUCGUAUCAGUCUCCCAGGUGACCAUGGAGGCCGGCGGCCUCCCCCUGGAGCUGUGGCGCAUGAUCUUGGGCUACCUGCACCUUCCCGACCUGGGCCGCUGCAGCCUGGUGUGCAGGGCCUGGCGUGACCUGAUCCUCAGUCUCGACAGAACUCGCUGGCGGCAGCUGUGUCUGGGCUGCAUCGAGUGCCGCCACCCCAACUGGCCCAACCAGCCUGAUGUGGAGCCCGAGUCUUGGAGGGAGGCCUUCAAGCAGCAUUACCUUGCCUCCAAGACGUGGACGAAGAAUGCCGCGAUCUUGGAGACCUCCGUCUGCUUUUCACUGUUUCGCCGGAGGAGGACGCGCCGUACCCUGAGUGUCGGGCCAGGCCAUGAGUUUCACAGCCUAGGCAGUGCCCUGGCCAUGGCCAGCCUAUUUGACCGCAUCCUGCUGUUCCCAGGUAUGCAUGAGGAGCAAGGUGAAGUCAUCCUGAAGGUGCCCGUGGAGAUCGUAGGCCACGGGAAGUUGGGCGAGGUGGCCCUGCUAGCCAGCAUUGACCAGCAGUGCUCCACCAUGCGUCUGUGCAACCUCGUCUUCAUGCCGGCCUGGUUCUCACCCUUCAUGUUUAAGACAACUUCGGGUCAUGUCCAGUUUGACAACUGCAACUUUGAGAAUGGGCAUAUCCAGGUCCAUGGCCCAGGCACCUGCCAAGUGAAGUUUUGUUCCUUCAAAAACACCCAUGUCUUUCUGCACAAUGUGCCGCUGUGUGUCCUGGAAAACUGUGAAUUUGUGGGCAGUGAAAACAACUCUGUGACUGUUGAGGGCCAUCCAUCCUCAGAAAAGAACUGGGCCUACGCGUAUCUCUUAGGGCUUAUCAAGUCCUCUCCCAGCGUGCUCCCCACAGAGGACUCUGACUCUUUAAUGUCCCUGGACCUGGAGAGCAGGGACCAGGCCUGGAGCCCGAGGACCUGUGGCAUUGUCAUUGAGGGCAGCCAGAGCCCUACCAGCCCAGCCUCUAGCUCCCCUAAGGCUGGCUCACAGGAGGCGGAGGUGGGCAGUGAUGUGGAAAGGGUGGCCCGGACCCCAGACAGCAGCGACGGAGGCCUGAGUCCCAGCGGCGAGGAUGAGGAUGAGGACCAGCUCACGUACAGACUGUCCUACCAGGUGCAGGGCCCGCGGCCAGUCCUGGGGGGCUCCUUUUUGGGCCCCCCACUGCCGGGAGCAUCCAUCCAGCUGCCCAGCUGCCUGGUGCUGAACUCACUGCAGCAGGAGCUACAGAAGGACAGGGAGGCGAUGGCACUGGCCAGCUCCGUGCAGGGCUGCCUCAUCCGCAAGUGCCUCUUCCGGGACGGGAAGGGAGGCGUCUUCGUUUGCUCCUACGGCCGAGCCAAGAUGGAAAGAAACGUCUUCCGGAACCUGACUUACGCGGUGCGGUGUAUACACAAUAGCAAGAUCAUCAUGCUCAGAAACCACAUUCACCACUGCAGAGCAUCAGGCAUCUUUCUUCGCUUGGAGGGUGGAGGCCUAAUCGCCGGCAACAACAUUUACCACAACGCAGAGGCUGGCGUCGACAUCCGGAAAAAGUCCAACCCUCUCAUUCUGUGUAACCAGAUCCACCACGGCCUUCGCUCUGGCAUUGUUGUCCUUGGCAAUGGGAAAGGCAUCAUCCGGAACAAUCAAAUCUUUUCAAAUAAGGAGGCUGGCAUUUAUAUUCUGUACCAUGGAAAUCCGGUUGUCAGCCAGAACCACAUUUUCAGGGGCCAUGCAGCCGGCAUAGCUGUGAACGAGAAUGGCAGAGGCCUCAUCACAGAAAAUGUCAUCCGAGAGAAUCAGUGGGGAGGUGUGGACAUCCGCCGCGGAGGGGUCCCCGUCCUCAGGAGCAACCUCAUCUGCUUUGGCUACUCAGACGGCGUGGUCGUGGGGGAUGAAGGCAAAGGCCUGAUAGAAGGAAACACCAUCUACGCUAAUAAGGGCUGUGGUGUGUGGAUGAUGUCGUCCAGCCUGCCCCACGUCACCAGCAACCACGUCAGCUACAAUGGCCUGUAUGGAGUGGCCGUGUUCAGCCAGAAGGACGGCUCUGGGGAGUUCCCUGGGGGCCACGGGGCCCAGGAGAGCUUCAGCGAGGACGGGGACGCCAUCCUGUGGGAGACGGAGCUGGAGAAGGAUGAGGACCCGCUGCGCCGGCCGGUCACCGUCGCUCUGGUCGAGUCCAACAGUGUGAAUCAUAACGGAGCCUCAGGACUCUAUGUCCAGAGUAGUGAGGCGCUGCAUGUCAUCACCAAUGUGAUCCAUGCUAACGGGGACAGAGGCAUCACUGUGGCCCAGAGCAGCCAGCUCACCCGUGUGGCCAACAACAGCAUCUCCUGCAACCGCCAGAGUGGGGUCAAGGUCGAGGCGCAGUGCAAGGUGGAGCUCCGGGGCAACGGUAUCUAUGACAACAGAGGCCAUGGCAUCAUCACCAAGGGUGACAGCACUGUCGUCAUUGAAAAUGACAUCAUUGGCAACCGGGGCAGCGGGCUGCAGCUCCUGCCCACGUCCGACACGAAGUGCAAGGCCGCGCCAAGGUUCUGGUGCAGGAGAACAUCAUCUUCCAGGGCAAGACCAACAAGACCAUCUUUCAGCAGAUCUCAAACAACCGAGAAUGCAUCAUGCAAAACAACAAGUUCUUGGUCUUCAAGAAAAAGUCUGACACGUGGCGCCUGGCGAACCCACCUGCACGGCCUCACCUUGAAAACUCUCUCCGAGGCCCCUCUGCUGCUCAUGGUGGGCAGAAGGUGACAGCCAUGGCGACCAGGAUCACAGCCCAUGUGGAAGGUGGUUACCACAGCAAACGCAGCAUCUUCUGCACCAUCCUGUGAGCAGGCAGAGCCACGGAGUGGGGAGGCUGGGGGUGGUCCGAAGACUCGGGGAAGCCAGCACAUACGCUGCUCUCAGGCUCAGCCCUGCCCAGCCGAGCUAAGUGGGGUGCAGCCUUCGGGAUGAAGAAGUCAUGCUUAGGAAGGCUCCAGACCCCUCUCUGUCUUCUUACCACCUCCCUGAAAAAAAGCUCCCAAGCCUUCUGGGGACUAAGAACAAGGUACCUACAAAACACUUUAAUUCUACAACCCUCAGCAGGAAGGAACUUGGAAUUAUUUUCCAGAAAGAAAAAGGGAACAGAGUUUGGUGGGUUUCCAGUCCCUCGAGCUCUUGUAGAGAUUAUGAAGAGUUGCAGGAAAUCAAUACUGAAACUUUGGUCAGGGUUUGUGUAUUUGAGUUACAGGGAACUGCGUUUUACACACACCAAACCCAGACUCUUCUCAGGGAAGAAAAGAUUUACUUCUAAGAAUGGGAGGUGAUUCUAGUGAGAUGGAAAGAGACAACUGCCCCAGAAUUUUCCCCUUUCCUAGACCCUCCAGGGACACUGCCACACCCUCCCUGCUGCCUGGAGAGGCUGGAGUUGGGUUCGGUUUCUUUAAGGACACAGUUCUCCUGGACAUGGACCUGUAAGGGAGGAAGGGGACUGGGAUACGGAACCCCUCUUGAGAGGCUGCCCAGGGAUGAUAGGGGUGUGCUGAAAACAGGAGGGGGCGUGUGGAGGUUUCCUUCGAGUGGCUCAGGUGUGCAGGCAGGUGCUGGGCCGACAGCACAGGGAACCUACCCUCAAGUUGCUCCAAACUCAGGAGGAUGUUCGUUAGCUCAGUGCCUGCUGCACGUACAGGGAGGGUUCAAAUCCCACAAGCACACUGAGACCAGCCGCCCCUCCUGAGCACCAGACUGGUGGAGAUGGAGGUGCCUAGGGCCC